AUGAGGAGUAAACCUGUAUUUGAAAAUAAAUCCAUCUCCCAUUAUUAUUGCAACAGCCCAACAGAAAGUGAUGGAACAGUUACUCUUGCUGCAGUAGCAGCUCAGUUUCCAGGGACUACAGGAUUGAAAUACAGAAACCCUGAAACAAACAAGCUCCGUGGAGUCCGGAUACAGGGUGAUAUACUCUACCCUCCUUCAGAGGAGGAGGGGUGGGGACCAUAUACCUACCUUUGUGUCAGAGUAAGACCUGAAUCUUCUCCAAAGAAAGAUGAAUCUGGGCUGAAGAGGAAAACAGAUAAUGAUGGAGAGAUGUACAGCAAGAAUAUACGGUAUGAUGGUGAUGAGGAUGAGACUACUGAUCUGAUUGUGCUGGGUUUAUGUACAGUAUAAUAUGGGUUUAUGUACAG
Messenger RNA from Eurytemora carolleeae, 407 nucleotides. Its product is annotated as TAR DNA-binding protein 43. The transcript is spliced from 7 exons. NCBI's taxonomy places the organism in Eukaryota, Metazoa, Arthropoda, Copepoda, Calanoida, Temoridae. The record is from RefSeq and is a predicted model, not a curated record. Bases 1 to 390 code for a protein of 129 amino acids.